CAUAGCAGUUGUCAUGCGUUUACUAACGCAUUAAGUAAAUAAAUGCAUUACUUUGCUAGUGCCAUAGUCCAGAAAUGGUAGAAGUCCUGCUAUCUACUUCAAUGUCUGUGAAAAAAUAAAAUCCUGUAAUUCAGCAGCAUGCUCAUUUUGGUCAGCACCAGGGGUUCUUCUCUCACGUCCAGCUGCAAAGAACCAACCAGUGGUCUCACUAAAGCUAAUUCUGCAGAAUAAAUGAAAUUGUUACCCUUUCUUUUAAUGUUAAUAAUGACAGAAGAAGUGUUCAGUGGUUAUGAUGUGAAUAGUCCUCCAGCUAUGCAAACCCUUUCCAUCCACUUCCUCCUAUUCCAGCCAAGUUUUAAAGCUAUAACACCAUGAUAGGUCCUGACUCUCACCCUAUUCUCCAUUUCUUUCCCCCAGGGAGAACAGAGGAUUUUCAUUCUUAGCCUGUUGCACCCUGUCCCUCAGAAAGAAAAAUCCCUUGUUCCUGCUUUACUUACAAGAGCUUUCUUAAAAAGUAAACUAUCAUUCAUCCCAAAUCCCAGAGGUUUUCUUGGUUUUCUUCCCACAAAUGAAAGCAAGCACCUUUGUCUCUUCCAAACAUUGUUUCUCAUAGGAAUUUUCGCUAGAUUGCUGACUGAUAAGGUGAGGGCCAGGAGUGCAUUUUUGUCUGAUGCUCUACUAACUCCUGCUCUGCAUUACCUUGUCCCGUGGUUUGAUGUGAAAAGAAAACUUUGGCGGGGGAUGUGAAACAUCUGUAUUUCUUGGGGUGGUUAAUAGACAGGGUGUUGCCUCCAGGUUACUGUGGCAUCAAUGGAUUGGCACAUCCAGGAACAGCUGCUUUGCACUCCUGGUUUCUUUCUCUCAUGUAGGGUUUGUGCAGAGGUACAGACUCUUGAACUCAAAUAACACUUUAGAAUACUUUCUCUCUCGUAGAUAUCAUUACCUAUGUAUAAACUCUGCAACUCUCGCUCCCUCAAGUUCGGCUGACCCUCAGCUCAGCCUGUCCUAAACUCACACGCAGCAGGUCCCAGAUACCAGCCCAAAGGGCCGUGGAGCCACAGGCAGAUGGGGAUCUUGGUAGCAAAUCUGGGACUGGUCUGAAAGCCCUGAGACUGUGGCUUUGACCAUUUACUCAAGCAAAUUCUUCCUCAAUUACUUUCUAUUCCAAAUAGGGCUCAGAAAAAUCAUUAUUCCAAUCCUCCUGAUCUCUGAUGAAGAGCAUAAAAGGGAACUAUCACUCAUUUACAGCCAGUCCUUCCCAAAACGCACAAACUUGCUGUGUUAUUUACCAAGAGGAGGAGAUGUAAACAUCGAAGGUUAAUCACCCUUUUGUCACGAACACUUUGCGGUCUGUAGACAUAUCUGUCAAUCUUCUGAAACAGAACUGAGGGCAGCGAGCACUGAAGGCAUGUUUCUAUAAUAAAUUAAUGAGACGUGGCAGCUCACUGUGAAAAGAUGAUCCCUGUGCUUCAUGGGAGAUUGCAACCUGUCUCCCCAGCCAGCCUUGCCCUCGCCUCCCUACGGUAGCUGCAUCUGGGAUGCUUAUCCCUCUGUAAACAAGCUCUCAAAUGCAGAUGUCCAGGGGUCAAGUGAUCUCCUUGAGGCCUCUGUAUUCCUCUUUGCUGUUCGGUAGCAUGUAGCAAUUACUCACUCCAACCAUACUGAAUUACUUUACCCAGUUCUGCUAGUUAGUCAAUUAAAAUAUCUUAGUUCUGCCUAUAAGCCUCUCUUGGCAAUGACACUCUGGUGGCUCACGUAGCUGUCUGAAAUUCAAGGGACACAGCCACAAUCCCCCUGCCGUGUGCUAUUCUGGUGAUGUGCGUGCCGCUAGAUGACUGGUAGCUUGAAAAUGCCUCCUCUGCUGUCCUUUGGAGAUGUGUUCAACUGUUCUCUUGGUUUAUAUAACCUCAAAGCAAUUUGCUUUCAUGGCGGAACAUGUUUAUUCAUUUUAUUUUAACUGUGCAUUGAGCUAUAAAUAACAUCUUCUUGCAGAUAAGAAUCUAUUGACUUUCUAAAUUUCCUUUCCCACCUUUGGAAGCUUUUAUCCUGGCCCCAGCUUCUGAAGGAGGCUUUCCCAGCCUUAGCAGUGAAGUUGUCAGAUUGACUUUCUCCUGCCAGGCAGCCAUGAACAGCAUCAAUCCCAGAUUGGCUAAUACUGUCCUGCAGCAACCUCCUCAUUGUUCCUGCUUCAGCUGUGGCAAAGAUGAAAUGAGCACUCAGAGAUGCACAGCUGAGAUCACUGCAGUGUCAGGAAAAUGGAUUAAGCCAAUGAUUUCGUCUUCCCCUGACCAACCACAGGAUAACACCUCCUGCUUUAUCUCCAACCCACCUUCCCUGCAGUAUGUUCACUUUGAAGAGUAAUAGCCCAGGCUGUUGUCCAGCCAAAUGUUCUGCUUUUUAGUGCCUCCUGUUGCUCAUUCUAGUGUUUUCAUGCUCUUGCGUGAGUAACUCCUUCUGCAACCUGACAGCCUCAUCACCCAGAUCUUGAGCACAGGACGAGCCAGUGAAGGUGAAAAGUGCAGAUCUCUGCCCUCAUGCUGGAUUCUGCACACACGAGGAUUUCCCUUCAGCCAAAUGGUCAUUAGCCAUAUGCUGCAUCUGUCUUUGAGGAUUAGAAGACCGUAACAAAGUGGAUUACGGCAUGAGAUCAGUGGCAGGAUUGCAGACCAAAUCCUCUUUCUAACUGUUCUUCCAGGAGUAGCUAAGAACUGAGCAACCUGUCCUCCAGCACGAGCUUAACCAGCUGUGGGAUUUUCCACACUGUUAUCAGAGGAAGGAUAACGUGGAGCUGGAACCCUGGUGAGCCUUGGACGGACCAUCUCAUAAGCAGAGCAGGAGCACGUAGCCUGCGUUCUAGAGAAAAUACUUCCAUCAUGACCACGGCAGGUGUUUUUGUGCUCCUCUCCUUUACGCUUUGCAGCUUCCCAGAUGCUGCCUUUGGGGUUGAGGUGGAUUGCAGUCCAUAUCCCAACACUACGAAUGAGGAAGGCAAAGAGGUAUUGGUCUGCAACAAGAUCCUCAGCCCCAUCUGCGGUACCGAUGGAGUCACCUACAGCAAUGAGUGCCUGCUCUGUGCUUACAACUUAGAAUAUGGAACUAAUAUCAGCAAAGACUACGAUGGAGAAUGCAAGGAAGUUGCUCCUGUGGACUGCAGUAGACAUCCCAACACAACAAAUGAGGAAGGCAAAGUGGAGUUGCUCUGCAACAAAGACCUCAACCCCAUCUGUGGUACUAAUGGGGUAACCUAUGACAACGAGUGCCUGCUGUGCGCCCGUAACCUAGAGUCUGGAACCAGUAUUGGCAAGAAAUACGAUGGUGAAUGUAAGAAGGAAAUUGCUACAGUUGACUGCAGUGACUACCCUAAACCUGUCUGCACACUUGAGGAGAUGCCUCUCUGUGGCUCUGACAACAAAACAUACGGCAAUAAGUGUAACUUUUGCAAUGCAGUGGUGUAUGUACAAAACACGGAUCAUAUUCAUGUUAUCGGUUGUCUCCUAUAGCACAAGUUUGCAGAGUUGACACUUUCUUGUUCACUGAUCAGUAUUUAUUAGGGAUUUGGGGCAGAAGAUAAUACCAGCCAUCAUGGCAACCUUUCAUUUAAUUUGAUUAUAAUAUACAAAGAGCUGUGUAGUUUGUUAGUGUGAAUGGUUUGAAGACCAUUAAAGUUAAUGGAGUUUUUCUUGCAUGUUGCAAAGAAAAUUAAAGUUGAAGUUUCAUUAUAGUUUUCGCCAAAAUAUUUUCAGUCUUAAGGAUGGGUUACAUCAUUUCCGUCAUCUCAAUAAUCAAAUAGCUGAUGGCACUAUGAGUUGUUAAUUUCUUUGGCUCUGACAGGAUUCUAUCUGAUAACAUCUCAAGGAGCCAAGCAAAGGGUCAGAUUACAGCAGGCAGGACUCUGUGUC
Molecule: messenger RNA, 3899 nt
Organism: Cuculus canorus (common cuckoo)
Lineage: Eukaryota; Metazoa; Chordata; Aves; Cuculiformes; Cuculidae
Product: ovomucoid
Exons: 9
Coding region: 2874-3500 (208 amino acids)
Molecular function (GO): protein binding
Source: RefSeq, a predicted model, not a curated record